Cydia amplana is the source of this 1542-nucleotide messenger RNA. RefSeq names its product cytochrome P450 4C1-like. The record is from RefSeq and is a predicted model, not a curated record. Bases 10 to 1542 code for a protein of 510 amino acids. Lineage: Eukaryota; Metazoa; Arthropoda; Insecta; Lepidoptera; Tortricidae. Gene Ontology annotation, molecular function: oxidoreductase activity, acting on paired donors, with incorporation or reduction of molecular oxygen; iron ion binding; heme binding. The transcript is spliced from 10 exons.
UACAGGAGGAUGAUCUGGCAGCUGUUAUUGGUGGCGUGUGCGCUGGGCACGGCGUACUACCGGUGGUCGCGCAGGCGACUCUACAAGCUCGCGGCUGAGAUACCGGGCUUACCUGACAGCUACCCCGUCAUCGGACACGGCCACAUCUUCGCUGGCAGCAACGAAGAUAUUAUGCAAGCGUUACAAAAAAUAGGUCGAAUAUCAAAUCAGCACGAUGGUCUUACAAGUUUUUGGCUGGCCAAUAGGCUGUUUGUUGGUAUGACGGACCCUGCGGCCAUCGAGGUGGUUUCUAAAUCGUGCCUGGACAAAGACGAAUACAUAAUGAAGAUAUUGCAAACUGCCACAGGAAACGGUUCUAUAUUUGCUCCAGUAAACAUUUGGCACCCUCGUCGCAAAAUCAACGCCGCUUUCUUCAGCCGGAAGAACUUGAACCAGCUGGUGCCGGUGUUCGACGCGCAGAGUUCCAUCAUGGCCGACCUGCUGCGGACCGAGGCGGGGGGCGGCGACUUUCCCAUCUGGAGAUAUAUCACCAGGUUCACGGUCGAUACAGUUUGCGAAACUGCCCUGGACACUGACGUUAAUACGCAAAAGUCUUCAGACUAUCAUUAUCUUCUGCACGCAAUGGAGGAAUUCAUGCAAUUGCAGGGCAAGCGCAUAUUGCAGCCGUGGCUGCACCCGGACGCCAUCUACAAGAGGCUACCCGUGUACAAACGGUAUCAAUACCACUUGCAACGGGCAUAUACAUUUUUAGAGGAGAAUAUACAAAAGAAAAAGGAAAAAGUAACUGAAUCUGGACUUAAUAAUUUUAAAAACAACAAUGAACUGUCAAAUUUCAUCGACGUGAUAAUCCAGUCUUCUGGAGGACUAGAGAAGGGCUACUCGGACUUGGAGCUGCGAGAGGAGCUGCUGGUGUUCAUGGUUGCCGGGAGCGACACGUCGGCAACCGCGAUCAGCUUCACCGCCGUGCUGCUGUCCCGGUACCCGGACGUGCAGGAUAAGGUGUACCAGGAACUACAAGAAGUGUUCGGUGAGUCGGACCGCGCCGUGACCGUCGAGGAUCUGCCGAAGCUGACGUAUCUGGAGGCCGUCAUCAAGGAGAGCCUGCGACUCUACCCACCGGUGCCGAUAGUGGUGCGAGAGGUCCACGAGGAUACACUUCUGCCGUCAGGCAUAACGCUGGUGGACGAGACGGCGUUGAUGUUCAACAUCUGGGGCACGCACCGCAACCCCGCGUACUGGGGGCCCGACGCGGAGGAGUUCCGCCCCGAGCGGUUCCUGCAGGGCCCGCUGCCGCACCCCGCCAUGUUCGUGCCCUUCAGUCACUCCGUCAGGAACUGCCUCGGUGCAACAUACGCAAUGAUGUCGGCGAAGACGGCGCUGGCCAACGUGGUCCGGCGCCACCGGCUGCUGCCGCCGGCCGGCGUGCGCGCCGCCGACCUGCAGCGCCCUCUACCGGUCAAGUACGACAUCAUGAUGAAGGCUGUCGACAACUUCAUGCUUAGAAUAGAAGAGAGGAACCAAAAUAAAACCCUUAAUGUAUAA